This is a messenger RNA of Episyrphus balteatus (marmalade hoverfly), 7235 nucleotides long. It is a transcript of the gene unc-5, whose product is annotated as netrin receptor unc-5. Gene Ontology annotation, molecular function: netrin receptor activity; protein binding. The record is from RefSeq and is a predicted model, not a curated record. The coding region runs from base 640 to 3756 and encodes 1038 amino acids. Gene Ontology annotation, cellular component: membrane. Lineage: Eukaryota; Metazoa; Arthropoda; Insecta; Diptera; Syrphidae. Gene Ontology annotation, biological process: netrin-activated signaling pathway; motor neuron axon guidance. The transcript has 12 exons.
UUUAUGUGUGUUAGAACGAGAACAAGAAUAUACUCCAACAUGAAAAUCUCUACAUCUGUCUUAUUCAUGUUUGUACUAAAGAAAUGGCAUUAAAGUUAUGUACUAAAAGAAAAAGAAGUAUUUUUCUUCACUUCAACUUCAUCUGCUCACUCUUUCAGUCUCAUUUAAUAAAUUUUGUUUUACAUCUGCCACCGAUUUUUACAAAGCAAAAGCAAGCACAGUCGAAGACGCGUAGGGGUAGAGUAUUGUAUUAUAUUAAAUUGUAUACUUUUCGUGUGUUGUUGGUUUUGUUUUGUUAUUAUUUUUUGUAAUACAAAAAAAAAAACUCAAGUUAUCCACAACAAUUGAAAGAAAAAAACCAUGAAUAUAAAACAAUUCGAUGUUAUUGUUUUGCGAAAUUAGCAUUCUAACUGCAAAUAUCGUUCGUUCGGUCUAAAAUUGAAAAAAUUCAAAAAGGGAAUGUUUUCGGCUGAGUGAAGUGCUGUGUGUUUUUUUUUCCUUUUUUUUUCAUUUUCCUGUAAAAUUUUUGUGAUAUCGGUGAUAUACAUAAAAUGUUUCAUUUAAAUUCAUCUGAAAGAAUGUUUCUUUAGAACUAUAAAACCUUAAAAAGACAAAAAUAAGCUGUGAAAUUAAGAUACAAUGCGCUCUUUAAGCUUACAUUAUUUGAUUGCGUUGUGCCUUUUGUCAAAUUGUACUGGUAACACCGGACAUAAACUCCAAACAUUCGAUUAUCACAAUUUUUCAACACAAUUCUCUGAAGCGGAACCAGUUUCUUCUUUAUUGAACGAUGAUAGUUUUGAUAAAACAAAAGACACAAUUCCUGUUUUUGGCAGCCCAAUUUUGAAAAGUGAAGAAAGUGAUCAAUUAAAUAAUGAUGAAUAUAUUGCAAGACCUGAUCCCGAUGAGAAACAGGACUUUUUUCAAUAUCCAGAUGGAUUCGAUGAAACUGAAGAUGCCAAAACAUUUAAACAUCAAGAGUAUGAAGAAAAUCCAUUGGGUUCUAGUUUAGCAGCUUUUGGAUCAAAAAUUAGUGCCAAAGAUGUCGGAUCGACGUUACCAGUUUUUCUAAACGAACCACAAAAUUCGUUUGUUGUUAAAAAUAGACCUGUUACAUUGAAAUGUAAAGCAGCAUAUACUCUUCAGGUUCAUUUUAAAUGCAGUGGAAGCUCACAACCACCACCCUCUGUUCAUGAGUCUCAUGUUGACCCACACAGCGGAGUGCACAUGGAAGAAGUUACAGCAACUAUUCAUCGAGAUUUGGUUGAUGAAUAUUUUGGAAAAACUCCCUUUCAAUGUGAAUGCCAUGCUUGGUCAUCAAGAGGAGUAACCAAAAGCCAAGCAGCUACUAUAAAUGUUGCAUACAUUCGAAAACAAUUUGCCGUUUCACCCACCUCACUUCGGGUUGAAAUCGGUUCGCGAGCUGAACUACAUUGUAAGCCACCGAAUGGAAUACCCACACCUACUAUUAAAUGGUAUAAGAAUGAUUUCCCAAUAAUAGACGUAGAAGGCGUUGAAGUAACGAACGAUGGAAGCCUAGUUUUGAAUAAAGUAUCUUUGCAGGAUAUGGCCAAUUACACGUGCUAUGCAGAUAAUAUUGCUGGAAAACGGAUUUCGGACUCAGCUGUGCUCAUUGUUUAUGUUAAUGGAGGAUGGAGUUCAUGGAGUCCAUGGAAAGAUUGCAAAUGUAUUGGAAAACCAAGUCAAGGACGUAAAAGAUCAAGAACUUGCAAUAAUCCUAUGCCCUUAAAUGGCGGAAUAGCUUGUAAUGGACCACAAAUUCAAAAAUCUUCAGAUUGUCUUAGUUGUCCAGAAGACAUCCAUAUAAUUAACUCGGACAGCUCAGAUGCAUUUUCUGCAGGACGAUGGUCGGUAUGGGGUGAAUGGAGUUCAUGCUCUGCUGACUGUAUACAAGUACGUCGUAGGAAAUGUAUUACUCAGUCGGUGGAUGAUGCUUUAAUGGAUAGUGGCAGUGCACACUCGCUAAACAAUGGCUUUGUAAAAUCAUUGUGUUCCGGAAAAGAUUUUCAAACAGCAGAAUGCAGAGGGGAGCUUUGUCGUAUAGGAAAAAGUGAUUCUGAUUGGGCUUUGUAUUUGGGCCUCGCUUUUAUAGCGUCUGUGUGUAUGGCAUUUGGAGUUGCAAUAAUAUGCUGUGCUCGAAGAGGCAUUACCAACAGUCCCGACUACAAUAUUGCUAGAACAGUCUUGGAAUCAAAAUAUGUUGGAAGUAGUGAUAAGAAAAUGAUUCAUAGGAACUACGUUGCAGAUGGAAAUGUUAACUAUGACUACGCCAAUCCUGGUCAUACUUCAUUGAGUGGUGAACAAGCAAUAUCUGAACACCAUUACGAUGUUCCUAAUUUAUCGACAAACUACACAAAUCCAAUUGACGGUAUCAGUGUGGACUACAUAAGUGAUACAGCAGAGACAUCUACUUGUACAUCUGAUUCAACAGACUACGACUAUGCAACGAAACAAAAAUGUCUUUCAGUGUCUAAGCGGUCCUGUAAAAUGAGCUCUAUCAAAGAUGUUUUCAAUGAAGCUGGUGGAUAUCUCCGCUUGUACGAUGGAAAAGUAACUCUAUACGUUCCAGAAUUCGCCUUAGGAAACUAUGACAAGAAAGGUGUUUCUAUAGCUGUUCUCGGAGAAGAAUUUUCCAGAAUCAAUGUAAAAUCCUUCGACUCAAUGCUCAUUACUAGCACAAUAGUCUCAUGUACACCACUAAAAUUUAAUUUCCUUAAGCCUUGUAUACUAAAGAUUCCCCAUUGUUUAACAAAUCCAUCAUUGUGGAAUAUAAGUGUGUACAGUUCAGAAGCAAGUAACAACGACAUAAAUGUUAAAUGGGAAACAAUAACUAAAAUAGGUGUUAGUACGAAUACUUCUAAGUUUUUUAUAAAAGUUGAUAAACAUUUUGCUUAUAUAAUGACAGAACGGAUGGGCCGUUUUGCUAUUUUAGCCCAACCCGAUCCUAGUAUAGAAAAUUUAUCGAUCGAAAUGAAAUUGUUAGCAUUUGGCCAAGUUGCUCCUAACUGUGCUGUUGGUAGUCUGCGCGUUUAUAUUGUCAAAGACUUUCCAAAUAGUUGUGAAAUUUGUUCUCGCAUUGAGUCCCAACUUGGCGGUUCAUUUAUGGGAGAAAGCGAAACAUUUUCAUUUAGUUUAAACGAGAGUGAUCUAAACAUUCGAAUACGUUCCACGGGUGAAUGGGAAGCACCAAGUCACUUGCAGGAACAAGUGAUACCAUAUAAUCAUAUACUUAGCAACAACUCCAUACUACAUUGCGAAUUUAAUUUACGACGAAAAGAAUCACAUUUUAUGGACAUUAGUUUAGAAAUAGAUUUUUGUCAAGCAAACAGCGAAAAGGGUUUCAAUUCAUUUGCUGUGCCACAAAGCAGUCUUCAUACAUCACAUACUCCCGAAAAUGAGCGCCAAGUGGUGUUUGUUAAUAAAAAGGGUUGUUAUAUCAACGAAAUAUACACAGACUCAAAGAUUCCCAGAGAAAUCAAAAAUAUAUUAUGUGUGACCCUUGAUCCUUUGCGUGUGGAUAAAAAUGAUUGGCGAACUCUAUCGAUUAAAUUAAAUUUAUUAGAAUACAUCGAAUAUGGUGCAUCAAGACCUAAUCCAACAGAAAACCUUCUCAAUUUGUGGGAGUGUAGAAACACCAAUGAGAAAAAUAUUCACGAUCUAGUUCGUAUACUGAAAGAAAUGCAUAGAGAUGAUAUAGUUGAUUUGAUUGAAAAAAGUGUUGGUCCUAUUUGGCUUUAAACAACAUAACAGAACAACAGCUUAGAAUUUACUUGAUAGAGAACAGCUUUAAAGAUUAAAAAAAGAAAAAAAUAUUUUACACACAUAAGCAUGUAGUUUGUAUAUUUGUGGCCAAAAAUUAUACAAUAAGUAGGUUAAAGUAAGUACAUACAUAUAUAUAUUUAAUUGCUUUAGUCGAUAUUGAACAAAAUAGUUCUUAAUAUACAUCUAUAAAAAAUAUAUUUAGAGUUAAACGGUUAGGUAUAUAGGUAUUAUGGGAGCCUUUCGUAAUUUUUGUGGGCUAUUUUUAUACGUUAACAAAAAAAUGUUCUUUGAUAUUGUUGUUCUCAUUCUUUUAUUUUUGUUUUGUUAUUAAUCAAUUGCCAUUGUUUUGAUAUUCAACAUUCGGGGCCUAUUUCAAAGCUUACUACAUUGUUUAUAUCAGCUACAUCAAUGACUUUGAACAUUAAUUGCGGCGGCCUGUUGGACUUCCCGAAGUACUUUUUUGAACAUUUGCACUAUUUAAACCAAAACAAGUACAUAUUUCCCGACGUUCAAUCAGACUCAACUAUUGGGUUUUGAGGUGGCUGAUGUAGUUAAUGUAGCUGAUGUAGUUGAUGUAGUAAGCUCUGAAACAGGGCCCCGAUUUUCUUUGGUGCCCCGAUUUGAUUUUCUAUAUUCUACAGCAAGAAAUAAGAUUCAUAGUUUCCUUGAAGAAUAUUUUCAGUAUGUUAUUCUCAAUACUCUUUCAAAUUGUAUUGACAAAUGUUUGAUUAAAGUUCUUUACCCACUCAUUCAUGUUAUACAUUCCAUUUACCCCAAAUUUGUAAUUCAUUUUUAAGUUAUUUGAACCCAAAGAUAAAACAGUCAAGUAGAAUAUAUAUCACGAAUUCUGAAAACUAGGGUUAACUCCUUUUUGAUACAAUAACGCUCUGACAGUCUUCAAGGUCCAUUUUAGAGAAAAGCUACGAUACUUUUAACCAAAUCAUGACGACAAAAAAGUUUAUAAAGGCUGCAUAGUGAAAGAUUAUAGGAUGGUUAUGUAAGGUAGAAAUGGCUGUCAGGAAAACGACUGACACACUUAGACCACUUAUUGGUGCGUUGUGAUACCAUGAUUAUGCAAUCAUGUAAUCAAACCGAGAUUGUUUUUUGAAUUUGUGUUUGGCUCUGAUGGGUCAACUCUGUUUUUAAUGUUUGAGCUACUUGUAAAAUGAGUAUCUAGUAGCAGAUUGAGUGAUUCUUCACAGGAGUUGGUCCAGGCCCCGUUAUUUGUUUUCAAGGUACUGGGCAUUAAAGGGUUUGUUGAGAGAAUUUUUCUUAAUCUAGAGGCUUCUGAAGAGUCUUCUAUUUUGUUACAGAAAUUUCUCCAAGAAGAUGUUUUACAUUUUCUUAGCAGUUUUUCAGGGAUACUUUGUAUAAGUCCCAGUCUGAAACAUCUCUAGUGAAUUUGGCGAGAUUGAAAAGUUUUCUACAAGCUUUCCUGUGCGGUUCUAGCCCUGAGUUCUACAAGUGUGGCUUCUGCUUUCCUGUUACUUGUAUGAGUGGGCGGGAGUAAUUCAUUGAUAGGUUAAUGGCAGAAGUGAGAUCGUUGACAUUGUUGUCGAGAUCAGUUGUAUUUGAGGGACGACUUAGAAUUUCGGGCUUGAAUAAGCUUUUCAGAGUUUCCCUGUAUCUUUGCCAGUUAGUUUAGGAUGGUCGCCAGUAGUUUUUAGAGCCCCCGCACACUACAAACUUUCUAUCGGCCGACAGUUUAGUCGGUCUCUUAAUCAGAAUGAAAAUGUAUGAGAGCGCGCACACUACAACGAUUAAGUAUCGGCCGAUCAAAAAGUUUGUUUGAUCGAAAAAAAAGUUUGUUUUGCUACACAAUUGCCUUCAAACUAAAAUAUUUCCUAGCGACCCGAUUGUUUAGUCGGCUGCCUGUGCGCACACUAGGAGCCCAACCCGACUAAACUAUCGGCCGAUAGAAAGUCUGUAGUGUGCGGGGGCUCUUAACGACGACUCUACAAAACUAAGUGAAUAUGCUUUUUCUCCUCCAGCGAAACCUACUUGAAUCAUUCAAAUUUGAUCACAAGAUUGAGCUACUUAUGAUGAUUUACAUUGAGAGUUAACGUGGGAGAGUGAAUGCAAUCUACACAGAGAAAAAAAAAAUAACUAUUUUAAUAGUUAAAACCGGGAUAACUAUUUUAAAUAGUCAUUAUUGAAUAUUGACUAUUAAAUAGUCAUUAUUGACUAUUUAAAAUCAUCGAAAAAGUGGAGAAGAUUAAAAUCUUGUUUUCCUUUGGCUUUUUUUGCCGCAAUGGUUGUAGCAAUGAAACAAUCCCGACGUUUCGACAGGGGUUGCUGUCUUCUUCAGGGGAUCUUUAUUUUAACCAAAUAAAAACAAAUAAUUUAUUAACAAUUGUGUAACAACUUAAAACAAUAUUGCAAAAAUGCAAACUUACGUUAUAUAAAAAUAUAACAAAAAUUGUAAAUAAUCUACAUUAAAAGCAAAAAAUUUAAAAAUGAAAUAAACUAUUAAAAUAAUCACAUAUAAAUAUUUUAAUAGUUAAAAUUGACUAUUUAAUAGUUAAUUUGGAGAAUACGAGUAGUUCAAUUGACUAUUGAAAUAGUAAAAAUAAAAUUUUUUUUUAAUUUUUUUAAUAGAGUUAUCCCGAUAAUAACUAUUUUGUUCUCUGAGUGUAAUACCCAUGACACCAGUGGCAGUAGCCUUCAUGUCGAACUGCUAUUAGACACAUACAAUCGUAAAUAAGUUAAUCCAAAACGAGAUUUAAAGUUGUAUAUUCAAAAGAGUUACUGAUAACUUCGAACAGUAUUGUCCUCACUGUUCAGAUAUCUUGAACUCUUUGAUUUGUGAGAUGGAUGCUGAGGAGUUAAAGAGACUGUGACCUUUUUAUAUACUGGAUGUAGUUAUAACUUAAAAGUUUGUGCUCGAGUCCAAUUUUAAACAUCGUUAGUUUAUAAUACACAGCGUUAGCUGGAACAACCCAAGAAUUCCUUUUUUUCUUUUGCUUUAUACAAAUAUGUUGCAGUUGGUUCGAAUUUUAUCGACUUCUUCUGAUUUGAAAAUAUGAAAAACCUUUCUUUUGAAUUACAGACAAUUAUCGGAGUAAAUAAUUUUGUUUUGUAUCAGAAAAAUGUUUUCGCCUGGUUUAUUGAAAUGUAUUCUUUUAUUUUCGCCAUUCACCAAUGCUGAUAUCAUCCAUCUGAAUGAGUUUAAGAUUCAUCUUAAAUGAAAUUUAAAAAAAAUCGCUGAUUACGGCUACUUGCGAAAAAGUUUGUUGACAGUCGAUUACUUAUUUUUAAGAGAAAAUCUCAUUUUGAAACAAUGGAACAUUCAUACUAAAAGAGCUUUAGGCAGUGUGUGAAUUGGGUUAAAUAUUUAGCCUCUGUUAAGUUUUGGACACUAUUCAGCUGUAUGGCUUAUUGCUUAAUAUGUUUCUCUGCCUAUUUGCCUCUUUUCUGCCAUGGUACUCCUUUUUAAUAAAAAAAAAAAAAACAAA